UUUUUCUCCUCUUUCACGCUUCCUUCUCUCCACUCUCAGAUUUAUUCAUCUCUCUCUUUUCACCUUCAUUACUUCUCAUCUCAUCUCUCUCUCUCUCUCUCUCUCUCCAAAUCACAGCAAAACGAUUGUGGUUUCUUACAAGUUACUGUAUCUAAUUUUCGGGCAAUCCCAUUCCUCCCCUCGAUCUAAACUAGCUUAAAAAAAAAAAACCGAAGCUCUACUACUGGGUUUGGUUGCAAGCGGGUCAUCAUCCACUCUCAAAUCAAAUGCCACACUUUAACUUGAGGUAUUGCUUGCUACACUAUCCUUCCAUUAAUGUUCCAACUACAUUUUUGUGGCCACUCUCUGGUUAUGUGGUGGAAGACACUCAAUGCAACGUAAACACAGUGCACUUUAAUCAUCAUGUAGCUAUGGUGAAGAACAUGUCUCCCUCAUUUACCUUUGUUAGCUGUCCAAGAGUUCAUCCUUUUGGAGCCUUACAAAUCAGUGUUGGUGUGGGAGAUGCAUCUGAUUCUGGCAAGUGUGACCAGUCAAAAGUUUCUGAGAUCCAAAUUUUAAAUGAGGAUGAUCAAGUAGUUAGCAAUGACUCUGAAGAUACCAUUGAAGAUCAUAAGGAAAGGCAACGGCGGAUAAAGAUAGGGUUAGCAAACAAGGGAAGAGUGCCAUGGAACAAAGGCAAGAAACACACUGCAGAAACCCGUGAUCGUAUCAAGCAAAGAACAUUAGAAGCCUUGAGAGACCCCAAGGUGAAGUCAUGUAAGGUUAGGAAGAAGAUGUCUGAACAUCCACGUCCUCACAGUGAUCGUAUCAAGGCGAAAAUAAGCUCUUCACUUCGAUGUGUUUGGCAAGAGCGUUUGAAAUUGAAAUAUUCAAGGGAAAGGUUCUUUUGGUCAUGGGCAGAGAGCAUAGCGAAAACAGCUAAGAAAGGUGGUAGCAACCAGCAAGAGCUAGAAUGGGAUAGCUAUGAUAGGAUGAAACAAGAAAUAGUCCACCAAGAGCUUCAGUGGGUUGCAGAAAAGGCAAAGGCAAAGGCAAAGCAGAUGGCAAAGGCAAGAGCAGAGAGAUUCAUUCUUUCAUGGGCUGAAAGUAUAGCAAAAGUGGCUAAGAAAGGAGGAAGUGGCCAACAAGAGCUAGAUUGGGAUAGUUUCAAUAAGAUUAAACAAGAAAUGGUUCUCCAACAGCUUCAAUGGACUGCAGAAAAGGCAAAGGCAAAGGAGAUGGGAAAGAUAAGAUCAAGGCUUGCUCAAAAGAGAAAAGAACGGGAAGAGAAGGCAAGAGCAAGAGGAGAGAUUAAAAGAAAGAUACACAGAAAGUUAAAGGAAGACAAAGAGGACUUUGCAGUUACCCAAGUGUCAAAACUCAAGCAGAAACUAACAAAGGUUCACAUUAAGGAAUCCGUAAAUGUUCAAGUCACUGGUUGGGGGAACACAGUGGUUUCGCAUUUUGGAGGUUUAGAGAAAUUGGACCUAGAAAUUGUAAAGAGAGAAAAAAUGCGAAGAGAAGUCUCACUUGCUGAUCAGAUCCAAGUGGCCAGAAUAAAAAAAUCUGAAUCCAUGGAUAGAGAAGCUCUGGCAGCAUCAUCCUCUGAUUACCGAUCCAAUAAAAAUACUGAGGAAUGAGCUUAGGUGACCACUCUUUCUAAUUUUGAUCGUCUUCUUGUCUGAGUUAUACCUUGUGCAUUGCUCAAUUGUUGAUGGUUAUUAAUUUGAAGAAAUAAUGGAAUUUUACAAUAGCCAUUCCUAUUUUAAUUAGUUGUAAGAUUCUGAUUCUCAUUUCUUCGCCCUUGCAUAGUUUUCAUCAUAACUGCUAUCUCAAUUCUUCUUUUCCCAAACGGAGGAUAACAAAUUCUUCUUUCUCUAUAUUGUUUUGUUUGCAUA
Molecule: messenger RNA, 1877 nt
Organism: Quercus lobata
Lineage: Eukaryota; Viridiplantae; Streptophyta; Magnoliopsida; Fagales; Fagaceae
Exons: 6
Coding region: 267-1619 (450 amino acids)
Molecular function (GO): DNA binding
Source: RefSeq, a predicted model, not a curated record